Arvicanthis niloticus (Nile rat) is the source of this 2069-nucleotide messenger RNA. It is a transcript of the gene Rlim, whose product is annotated as ring finger protein, LIM domain interacting. Gene Ontology annotation, cellular component: nucleus. Gene Ontology annotation, molecular function: ubiquitin protein ligase activity. Gene Ontology annotation, biological process: protein ubiquitination; ubiquitin-dependent protein catabolic process; random inactivation of X chromosome. The record is from RefSeq and is a predicted model, not a curated record. NCBI's taxonomy places the organism in Eukaryota, Metazoa, Chordata, Mammalia, Rodentia, Muridae.
GCGGAGCCCCGGUGUCGCGGCGGAGCCCAGCGUGUCCACUCCUGGCCGAAACACCGAAGCGGAGUGAAGAAAACUAAAAUCCAGUUUAUUGGAUUUCAGUACUAUGUCCUAGAAGACAGAUAAUUUUCCACUUGUUCAAGAUGGAAAACUCGGAUUCUAACGAUAAAGGAAAUGACCAGUCUGCGGCUCAGCGCAGAAGUCAGAUGGAUCGAUUGGAUCGGGAAGAAGCUUUCUAUCAAUUUGUAAAUAAUCUCAGUGAAGAAGAUUAUAGACUUAUGAGGGACAACAAUUUGCUAGGCACCCCUGGCGAAAGUACUGAGGAAGAGUUGCUCAGAAGACUACAACAAAUUAAAGAGGGUCCACCACCACAGAGCUCUGAUGAAAAUAGAGCUGGAGAGUCUUCAGAUGAUGUGUCCAACAGUGAUUCUAUAAUAGAUUGGCUUAACUCAGUCAGACAAACUGGAAAUACAACAAGAAGUGGUCAGAGAGGAAACCAAUCCUGGAGAGCAGUGAGCCGGACUAAUCCAAACAGUGGUGAUUUUAGAUUCAGUUUAGAAAUAAAUGUUAACCGUAAUAAUGGAAACCAAACUCCGGAGAAUGAGAACGAACCAUCCACUAGGCGUCUUAGUGUAGAAAACAUGGAAAGCAGCAGCCAAAGGCAAAUGGAAAAUUCUGCAUCUGAAUCAACAUCUGCCAGACCAUCUAGAGCAGAACGCAAUUCAACUGAAGCAUUAACAGAAGUGCCAUCCACCAGAGGUCAGAGGAGGGCAAGAAGCCGGAGCCCAGAACAUCGGAGAACCAGAGCAAGAGCUGAAAGAAGUAGGUCACCUCUGCAUCCAACAAAUGAAAUUUCACGAAGAGCUCAUAGUGUCUCACCUCAGGCCUUGGAGCAACCUGCGGAAAGUGAGCCUGAAGGAAGCUCUAGAACCCGGCACCAUGUGACCCUGAGACAGCAGAUAUCUGGACCAGAGUUGUUAGGUAGAGGUAUUUUUGCAGCUUCUGGAUCAAGAAAUCCCUCUCAGGGGACAAGUUCUUCAGACCCAGGUAGCAAUAGUGAAUCCUCAGGAUCUGGCCAAAGACCUCCAACCAUAGUUCUUGAUCUUCAAGUAAGAAGAGUUCGUCCUGGAGAAUACCGCCAGAGAGAUAGUAUAGCUAGUAGAACUCGAUCAAGAUCUCAGGCUCCUAACAACACAGUUACUUAUGAAAGUGAACGCGGAGGUUUUAGACGUACCUUUUCACGUUCUGAACGUGCAGGCGUGAGAACCUAUGUUAGUACCAUCAGGAUUCCUAUUCGUAGAAUCUUAAAUACUGGAUUAAGUGAAACUACAUCUGUUGCAAUUCAAACCAUGUUAAGGCAGAUAAUGACAGGUUUUGGUGAGCUCAGCUACUUUAUGUACAGUGAUAGUGAUUCAGAGCCUAGUGCCUCAGUCUCCAGCCGCAAUACGGAGAGAGCAGAGUCACGGAAUGGAAGAGGGAGCUCUGGUGGUGGUAACAGCUCUGGUUCCAGUUCCAGCUCAAGCCCUAGCCCCAGUUCAAGUGGUGAAAGUUCAGAAAGUAGCUCAGAGAUGUUUGAAGGCAGUAGUGAAGGAGGCACAUCUGGCCCAUCCAGGAGAGAUGGUCGACAUAGGGCUCCAGUCGCAUUUGAUGAAAGUGGCUCUUUGCCAUUCCUUAGUCUGGCUCAGUUUUUUCUUUUAAAUGAAGAUGAUGAAGACCAACCUAGAGGACUCACCAAAGAACAGAUCGAUAACUUGGCGAUGAGAAGCUUUGGUGAAAACGAUGCAUUGAAAACAUGUAGUGUUUGCAUUACCGAAUACACAGAAGGCAACAAACUUCGGAAACUACCUUGCUCCCAUGAGUACCACGUCCACUGCAUCGACCGCUGGUUGUCGGAGAAUUCUACCUGUCCCAUUUGUCGCAGAGCAGUCUUAUCUUCUGGGAACAGAGAAAGUGUUGUGUAAUGAGAACAGAACUCUGAGCUGUGUAGCUGGAAUAGUGAUGGGCAGACAAAUCACCUGCUUUAUGUCCACUUUUUUUUGAGUGGUGCUUAAAAUAUAAAGUCAUAACCUGAA